CAUCGGUGUCUGUCAACGACAUCAUCAUCGACAACCUUCUCCUAAUCCAGUAGAGCGUAUUGCGCACACUCGUUAGUAACGUAUAAUUGUAAUCGAAAGGAAAGGGUAAGUGCCUAACCGAGUGAUCGCAGGUACUAGGUACAAAAUUCCCACGCCGUUAGGUAUUUCCUGCCAUAAGAUUCGAGAUGUCAAGCCCAACUAAAAAGCGGAAGUUGAAUAGCGGUAACCCAAAAUCAUCCGGCUUACCUUCGAGAGGACUUGAGUACUUUUUCUCCAAACAGAAAGAAAGCAAGAGUCCCAAUGGCAAAAUACCAGAUGAUAAAAAGUCAGACGGCGAAGCUCCGAACCAGGAUCAGGUGAUGACGGAUGAGGAGUUCGCGCGGAAACUCCAAGCGGAAUGGGAUAAGGAGGCCGAAUCUGUGGGGCGCGUCUCCGGAUCUCCAGCCGUGGCGGCGGUCUCUGAUCCACCCAAGUCUGACGAGAAUUUUGAAGCUAUUCAUGUUCCGCUCACAUCGUCAGAUCCAUUAGUAGGGCCGAAAAAGGGAGAAAUCAAAAGUAAAGGCACAUUGUCGUUACAGUCUGUUACGGCCUCUGUGGAUACAGUUUCUGAAAACAUACCGUUUGACGAAAGUCCACUUACAUUUGAUCCUUCAAAAUACAUACCACAGCUUCAGGAGCACUGGGCCAGUGAUGGUGGGAACGCGUCAUAUGCCCUUCUGACGCGUUGUUUCGUACUCAUUAAUAGCACAUCUAGCCGAAUUAAGAUAGUAGAUACCCUCGUCAAUUGCCUCCGCGUACUCAUAGAAGGGGAUCCUGAGAGCUUACUACCAGCUGUUUGGCUUGCCACGAACUCAAUAUCACCACCGUAUAUCUCAUUAGAACUCGGCCUAGGAGGCUCAGCCAUCUCCAAGGCCCUAAAAAAUGUCUGCGGCUUAGAUAGCCGGUCUCUGAAGGCCAUCUAUGACAAAUACGGCGAUGCGGGAGACGUCGCAUUCGAAGCAAAAAAGAAGCAGAGCUUCACGUUGCGGAAGCCGAAACCUCUUACUAUAAAAGGCGUCUAUCAGUCUCUAGUAAAGGUGGCUAAUAGUCAAGGCCAAGGUAGCGGUGAGGCAAAACAACGAAUCGUGGAUCGCCUACUUCAGGAGGCUCGGGGUGGCGAAGAGAGCCGAUACGUUGUCCGUACGCUAUGUCAGCAUCUACGUAUCGGAGCGGUGAAAACCACGAUGCUGAUCGCCUUAUCGCGCUCAUUUCUCCUCUCGAGGCCGCCCGGCGCAGAAUUUCCCCUGAAAUCCGCCGACGAGCUCAAGGUGUUGAAAAAGGAAGAGCUCGCAGAAUUGUGGGGCAAAGCUGAAGAGAUCGUCAAAGCUUGCUUCGCAAGGCGUCCCAAUUAUAACGAUAUCAUCCCUACUAUGCUCCAGAUAGGCGUCUGCGAUGAAUUAUUAGCGAGAUGCGAUCUCACAUUGCACAUACCUUUGAUGCCGAUGCUGGGGAGCAUCACGCGGGAUCUGUCUGAGAUGCUUACGAAGCUACAAGGAAGGGAUUUCGCGUGCGAGUUUAAAUAUGACGGUCAGCGAGCACAGGUACACUGCGACGAGAAAGGAAAGGUGUCAAUACUUUCUCGGCAUCUGGAAGUCAUGACUGAUAAAUACCCAGACUUGGUGGAGUUGGUGCCGAAGCUGCGUGGGGAAGACGUCAGGAGUUUUAUCAUGGAGGGCGAGGUGGUCGCGGUGGACCGCGAAACAGGAGAAUUGAAAAACUUUCAAACACUCACCAACAGAGCCCGGAAGGAUGUUGCCAUCGGUAGCAUCAAAAUCGACGUAUGUCUGUUCGCGUUCGAUUUGAUGUAUCUAAACGGCCAGCCGCUACUGGACCGACCCUUUCGUGAACGGCGAUCACUAUUACGAUCCCUCUUCACGGAAAUACCGCACCAUUUUACCUGGGUAAAGAGUCUUGACGCUACAUCGCAGGACUCCGAGGCUGUGCUGGAUUUCUUCAAGCAGGCUAUAGAGAGUAAAUGCGAGGGUAUCAUGGUCAAGAUUCUUGACAAUAUGCCCGAUCUCCCGGCACCUAGUGGCACGAUAGAAGAUUCUGAUCGGGUGGCGGAGGAAGUAGAAGAGGGCGAGACGCUUGCAUUACCAGCCAAAACGAGAGGAAAGAAGGGUAAAGGAAAGGGGUUCAAUAAUGGGGACACAGAGAAGAAACCAUCCUCGCGGCGGAAACCGCUUCUCGCCACUUACGAGCCUGACAAACGGCUAGAUUCGUGGCUUAAAGUCAAGAAGGACUACAGCAGUUCAUUCGACACGCUAGAUCUUGUACCGGUAGCCGGAUGGCACGGCCAGGGCCGCAAGGCGAAGUGGUGGUCGCCUAUGCUCAUGGCUGUUCGAAACGACGCAACCGGGACCCUGGACGUCGUCUGCAAAUGCAUGUCUGGUUUCACCGACGCGUUCUAUAAAGCCAACAAGAAAUUCUACGACGACGGUUCCGGCGAAGAGCCGCCUGAUUCUAACGACUCGAAGCAAGGUGAAGAGGAAGAAGGCAAAGACAACGGCGAGGCGAAUGUGGACGAGAAUGACUCGAGGAGGUAUAAAAAUGUCCGCAAGACAAAGCCUAGCUUUGUGGAGUACUCUGGUCCGGAGCCAGAUGUCUGGUUUGAACCGCAGGAAGUAUGGGAGAUGGCCUUUGCCGACAUUACAUUAUCUCCGACGUAUACAGCAGCUAUCGGACUAGCCAGCCAGGAGCGAGGGCUUAGUUUACGGUUCCCGCGAUUUCUAAGAAAGCGCGAGGAUAAGGGGAUAGAAGAGGCUAGCAGCAGCGAGUUUCUCGCCGCGUUGUAUAGAAAACAGGAGGCUAAGGCGCCGGUUAAGGAGGAGGUCGAACAAGGCGAUAAAAAUGAAUUAUAGAUUUUUGUUCAGAUUUGAAUGGCUAAUAUAGGAGAUAUAGGCAGCUCUUGUCUGUUCCUAAAACAGGUCCCCUAGGUAAUUAUGAUCCUAAUUACUCUUUCCAUGCCUUGUACACGAUGCGAGCGCCGAAUUUCUCACCCUUCUUUAGAAGCUGCUGACUCCGCCAAUCAUUGACAUUAAUAGCAUUUACAAACCGGCUGGGUUCAACGCAGAAGCCGCUGCGCGGCCCCCGUGCGGGAGCUCCGCCUACGGCCGGCACAUCGAUCCACUUGCCGGUAUAGAACUGAAAUGCGGGCUCUGUGCUAAGAACUUCUAGGUGAAUCUUGCU
This is a messenger RNA of Daldinia caldariorum, 3228 nucleotides long. Its product is annotated as ATP-dependent DNA ligase. Gene Ontology annotation, molecular function: DNA binding; ATP binding; DNA ligase (ATP) activity. The transcript has 2 exons. The coding region runs from base 186 to 2900 and encodes 904 amino acids. The record is from RefSeq and is a predicted model, not a curated record. Gene Ontology annotation, biological process: double-strand break repair via alternative nonhomologous end joining; DNA recombination; mitochondrial DNA repair. NCBI's taxonomy places the organism in Eukaryota, Fungi, Ascomycota, Sordariomycetes, Xylariales, Hypoxylaceae. Gene Ontology annotation, cellular component: DNA ligase III-XRCC1 complex.